This is a messenger RNA of Dovyalis caffra, 588 nucleotides long. The record is from the annotation of a GenBank genome assembly. NCBI's taxonomy places the organism in Eukaryota, Viridiplantae, Streptophyta, Magnoliopsida, Malpighiales, Salicaceae.
AUGGUUCUAUGUGAUCAUGUGAAUCCGGAUUCCACAAACGAGAAGAUAAAAAGGAAAAAGUUUCAGCAACUAGUAGACAAGAAUUUGAUGGAAUAUAUUGCCUCAGUCCCCAAACUGAGAGGGAGAUGUCAAACAGAAAUGGACAAAGAAAACUGGAUGCAAGGAUGGGCUUAUAACAUUGAAAUAUCAGAAAACAAAGUGCAAAAGAAGUCCAUCAUCAUGGAUGCUCUUCUCAACAUUUACAAUCUCAAGCUCAAAUUGGAGGCAAUCAAAGGGGAACUUACAAACUUAAUUGCACUAAAAAGAGAAUACUUAAGCCUAAUGAAGCAACUCCAGUUGCCUAAGAAGGAGGUGAAGGUAGAGAAAGCUGAGAAAGGAUAUCUAGUAAGGGUGAUAUGCGAGAAGGGAGGAGAUAAACUAGUUUCAAUCUUAGAGGUCUUCGAAGAAAUGAGCCUUAUUGUAUUGCAUGCUAGGGUCUCGUGCAACUUGUAUUUUUCCAUGGAAGCCAUUGUUGUAGCUGAAGAACAGCAUGCUCUACAUGCGAAAAGUAUUACUCAAGCUAUUUCUAAUGCCAUCGAAAAACAAUAG